Messenger RNA from Cinara cedri, 10334 nucleotides. The record is from the annotation of a GenBank genome assembly. NCBI's taxonomy places the organism in Eukaryota, Metazoa, Arthropoda, Insecta, Hemiptera, Aphididae.
AUAAUACCUAAUCGUAUCGUACCUAUAUAAAAUAUAUUUAUGACGAAUUAUAUUAUUUUGUCAUAUCAAUUAUUAUUGUGCUUAUGUCUAUAAAACUUCAUUGAUUUGAUAUUGUAGUUUUAAUGAGAGUUUUAUUCUUUUAUUUAUUAAAUUAGUUAAAAUUAUUUUUAAUUUCAACUAAAUGUUAAAUCGUACAAUUUUAAGUCAUGUUAAACUCGAUAUAGUUAAUAUUUGAACUUAAACACGAUAAAAAAUUCGUACAUACCAAAAAUUAUGUGGACUAUUUUUUCAAGAGACUCGUCCAAAGAUUUUCCAUAUGAAAUCACCGAUUGUGGAAAUUAUGAAUUCAACAAGAAAAGUUUAUGGAAUUUAAACAAAGGAAAGAAAAAGGUAAUAUUAUACUGUUUAACUGUUUAUAUUACAGACUUUAGGUAAUUUAUUAUGUAACUUAAAAUAUUUAACAUUUUUCUAUUAUCAUUAUCUUUAGUUAUUUAAAUUUUUUUUUUACUUUUAUAGCAUUAAAUAAUUCAUUAAAAUGUUACUACCUAUGUAGAUAGUAUCUAUAAUAUAAUAAUUUAUUUGUUCUGAAAUUAAAUAUCAUUUAACAACAUAUGAUAUAUAUAUAUUUUAGUAUUUAUCAGUUAUUAUUUAUCAUCAUAAUUACUGGGAUUUAUAGCUUAAAUACUAUAUAGAUAGUAAAAAUUAAUAGUUUAAAAAAUAAUUUAUGGUUAUUAUUGCUAUUUAUGUUUGUCACUACAUCCUUCCAUUUCUCCCAAUCUUGAACAAUUUCCUUCCAUUCUUGCACUCCCUAAUCUUUAAGAUCCUCUUUUCCUAUGUCCUUGCCACUUCUUACUCGGUAUGCUUCGAGGACUCUUUUCUACAAAUUUCUGUUCCCAGUAAUCAUUUAUUAUUAGUUAUAUAAAUUUAAUGAAAACCAAAUAACAUUUUUAACUUUGGUGCUUAUUUGUUAUUAUAGUAUUCUUCAUAUUAAAUAAUGCGACUAAAAAAAUACUAAUGGCUAUGUAAUUUUUUUUUUUUACGUUAUCCGACCACCUACAUCCAAAUUAAAUUUAUAGAAUAUUUUAUUAUACCCUACCUAUAAUUUAUAGGUAGUUAAUUUAAUACUUAGGCACCUACGUAUGUCAGUCAAUAUAACUACAGUAGAAUUCGCUUAUUACGAUGCCAUAUAUAACGAUAUUCCAGAUAAAACAAUUCCCAGCUAUGUACUUGGUUGGUAUUUAUAUCUCAAAUGCAGUAAUUUUGGUCGGAUAUAAAGAUUUCGGUUACAAUGUUAAUUUAGAUAUAACAAUGGUAUUUUGAAAUGAAAAUUGGUUUUUUCAUUCACCUAUAACAAUAAAUUGGUUCAAUGCGAUAUAAUUCAUUAUCUAGUCUGUAAUACAUAAUAUAUGCGGCACAAUAUGUGUCUCUCUAUUUCAGUCACUUUUUUGAUUUCUAUUUGUUUAUUUAUGUUCUGUUCUUAAGAGAAUGCUAUACCCACAUGCGAUGUCUCAAUCCAACUAACAGGAAAUAUAACAAAAUUUUUUUUAAGUAGACUGUAUAGAAAUUCCUUAAUUUUGAGUUUAGAGUAAAAUCACCUAUUAUAAAAUUAAAAGAAGAUAAUAAUCUGGAGUGAAAAUUCAUUUUUUGAAAUGUUCCAGUCAUUUAAAAAUGGCAAAUUGGUUUUAUUUCUAAACAACAUAUUGAACAUCUUAUCUGGAAUAAUAAUGAUAAGAAUAAUUGGAAAAAUGAAUUUGAAGAAUUCAUUCCAGAAUAUUAACCCCUUAAUUUUACAAUAGGUAAUUUUAUUCUAAAACCAAAAUUAAACGAGUUUAGUUUGCGUAAGGUAGAUUUUGCCAUAUUGCACUUCUAUUGGACUGGGAUAGCGUAUCAGGGUAUAGCGUGCUCUUAAAAAUGUUGAAUAAAAACUGUCAUUUUUCUAUCAUUGAAAAAAUGAAAAUAAUCGAAUGUUUAAAAAGUGGUUUGUCUAAUAAAAAUAUUUGCCAAGCAUUGGAAAUACAAUAUACUUAUCACAUUAUAAGUCCUUUUUUUAUUCAUAAAUAUAGAAUAUGGUUUAUAUUAUAAAAAUGUGUUUAAUAAAGCAAUUUUUCAAUAAAAUUAAGGUUGUUUUUGUCAUUCCCAUAAAACAAUCUGAUUCUGUUAGUCCCUUGAAGAGUGCUAUAAGUGGAUUCUACUUUAUUUUUAAAUAAAAACAAUUUUAUUAGAUAAAUUUUGUUAUCAAAUUAUAAACUAAGUUCCUAUAUAUUAUAUUACACUUUUUUUUUUCUUAUAGAUUCCAUUGAAAUAUAAUUGAAAAUUUGAACUAUAUUUAUAUAUAUGUUUCUGUUACAGAAUACUGUUCAAGAAGUUUCUAUAUUUGAAUUUAUCAGUAAUGAUGACACUCUUGGAAAUGAAACCCGUACUGUACUUGCUAAAAGUGCUAUAAAACAUUUGAAAACUUUAAAACAUCCUAAUUUCAUCAGUUUUUUAGAAAGCUCCGAGGUAUAAAAUAAUUUAUUAUGGCAUCAUUAAUAUUGAAAUAUAUUUCUAAAUUUAAAAUUAUUCAAAAUGAUUCAUCUGGUUUAAAAAUUAGAUCAUAUAAUAUUAUAUGACUAAUUUGUGUAGAGAUAAGAUAAGGAUUAUUACAUAUAAAUUAUAAGUACAGUUAUUGAUAAAUUAAAUUAAAAAUAUUUUUCUAUCAUUAAAUGUUAAAAUUAAUAUUUGUAUCUACAAUCUAUCUAAAAUCUUAAAAUAUAUAUAGUUAAAUAUCAGAUAAAUCAUUUUGAAUUACUCUACAUUUAAAUGUAUUCUGAACAUCUUCAUAACAUAUACUUAUUAAAUAUGAAAUGUUUAGGUUAAAACAUCAAUAUAUUUGACUACUGAAUAUGUAGAACCACUAAAUUAUUUUCUGUCAUGUCAAGAAGACCUCAAUGAAACUAUUAUGAAACAUUAUAUAUCAUGGGGUAUAUAUAAUAUUAUUGUAAGUAUAUUUUUUAUUAUUAAAACUCAAAUGUUUAGUCAAAAAUUGUUUACAAACAUUACUUAGACUUCUAAUUGUUAUAGAUCUUAAUGUAUUAACAAGCACUAUGCCAAUGUUCUAUUGCUAUAGCAAUAGUAGUAAAUAAUAAUAAAACAAAUUGUUCUUAAAUUGCCAUAUUAUAAUGCAAUCAUUUUUUCAGCAAUAAAGAUAUGAAAUUUUAUUCAUAAAAGUAUGAAUGAAAAAGUUGAACUAACUACAAAAAUAGUAAUAAACUUUUAGGUACUAAUGAAUUGUGAUACAUAAAAUAAAUUAUGGUAGAUUAUAGUAUUGAUUAUAAAUUAAUUAUAUACCAUGUACAAUUAAUAAUCAAUGACUAUUGUAGUAAAUGUUUUGUAUCAAUUUUUUUUUUGUUCACUGCCUCAGACACUUGUUUCAAUUACUAAUAGUAUUUAUAAAUACAAUGUAAAAUAAUCAUGAUGGGUGUAUAAAUAAAUAAUAAUAUACUGAGUAAUAAAUAUAUAUACACAUAUAUAUAUAAACUUGAAUAUGUUUGGGAGCAUAUUAUAACUCUAAUGAAAUAGUUCAAUCCUUAGCCUAAAUCUCUUGAACUAAGUUGUACAGUUUCAGGUGUUUGAAGCACCUGAUGUUUUUUGAGUUGUUUAACAGUUGCAUUGGUGCGCAACUAUAAUCUAUGUACAUGUUUGUUAAAAACAAAUCUUGGUCUGGGUACUGGAUAAUCUUCAGAUCGAGAUGUAUGAUGUCAUUUGGACUGUACAGAGGGUGAUAUUUUAACAAAAUUAAAUUACUAAUGUUGAAUUUUCUGGCAUAUUUCCACAGCUGUAUACCCUAAGUCCAAAUCUGUUUAAUGAUAUAGCUAUGUAAAUGAGAAGUUUGUAAAGUCUAGUUUAGAAUAUUUUCUAACUAGCCAGUACAAUUUACACAUUUUUUUCUGUGAUUUGUAAUAUUUUCUAAAGAAUACGGUAUUAUAAUAAUUAGUUAUAAAAUAACUUUAUUAACUUUAAUUACUAUAAAAUUAAUUUAAUAAUUUUAGUAUAUAUAAUUUAAAAAAUAUGAUUUAUAGGAUCAGCAUUAUUACAGAUAUCUAAAAUAUUCACUAUAAGAUUAGUACCAUAAAUUAUUAUUGACUAAUAUAACAUAUUAUAUUUUUACAUGGAUUUAAUGUUUUUAACAUUUGACCUUUCAGGAAGGUUUGAAGUUUUUAAACUUUGAAGCAAAGCUAUGUCAUAACAAAGUUUGUAUUUGGUCAGUAUUUAUAAAUAAAGGAGGACAAUGGAAAUUAGGCGAACUGGAAUAUAUGAAUUCUGUUGACAGUUCUCCUCAAUCAGAUGUAAAUAAUUUUUAUCAUGCUCCAGGACAUCAAAAUACAUCAUAGUAAUUAAUCAUUAUUGUUCAAUCAGUACCCACAAUUGUUAUUUAAUAUUUUAAUCUGUAACUAGUCCUCAGAAAAAAUGUAGUACUCUACAUGGUUUUGGUAAUUAAAAAAACUAGGUAAUAAUUUUAAAAACCUAAUACCACUAUUUACAUAUAUUUCAUUUUAAUAUUAAAUUGAAAAAUAUAUCUUUGUAAUUGUUUUUGCUUUUAUUCAUUUUUUUAUAUUUUAAAUGUGAUAAAAAUGAUUUAUCAUUAUUUUUAAGCAAAUAAUAUACAGUGUACAAAUAUUUUAAAUUACAAAACCAAUAAAAAAUGUACUACUACCAUAAAAAAAAGUGAUUAGAAUUACAAUUAUUUAUCUAUUUAAAUAUCUUAAUGUAAAUGUUUAUGUUUUUCAGUUCCAUUGAUGUAUGGGGUCUUGGUAUACUUAUAUGGGAAAUUUUUAAUGGUCCAUUAUCUCACAUAUCAAACUUAAAAAAUAUUAAAAAGGUAUUUAUGUAAUAAAAUCAUUUGUUUCAAACAAAAAUACAUUAAACAAAUUAUUGUAUAUUUAUCAUCUAAUAGAUUCCUAGUGAGAUUUUAAAAAUAUAUCCGAAGUUGAUAUCUGUAAAUCCUACAAAACGCCCGUCAUAUGAUGUAAUAAUUUCUUCAUUACAAGAACAAAAAUAUUUUGGUCAUGACUUAGAAAAAACUAUGACAUCACUGAAUAAUUAUCAUUUGUUGGACACUGCACAAAGAACUGCAUUUCUGGAGAAAUUGCCUAAUUUGCUUGAUACUUUCCCCAAAAAUAUCACUCAACACCAUAUAUUACCUAAGCUUCUUGAAAUGUUUAAUUAUGUUAAAGAACAAAAAAUUAUAUUUCCUUCAAUGAUUAAGGUAUCUUUUUCAUUCAAUUAUGUUUAUUUUUUCAUUCAACUAAUACACUUUUUUUUAUGUUAGCUAAGUACAAUGUUAAAUGAUGAUGAAUUUGAAAAAAAUAUUAUACCUUGUAUUAUUAAACUGUUUGAUUCUAAUGACCGAGCAACUAGAUUAUUAUUACUAAAUCAAAUUGAGUUAUAUGCUGGUAAAUAUAAUUCAUUUAACAUGUGUUUUAAGUUAUCAUUAUAGUUUAAAUAUAUUUAUUAUAUUUAUUUGAAUUUACUUUAAUCUAUAUAUAUAUUUAUAUUAUUAUUAUGUUUUAGAUCGUUUAAAACCUGAUUUAUUAAAUGCAAGUAUUUUUCCUCUGUUAGUGAGUGGCCUUGCUGAUGCUAAUCCUAUUAUUAGAGAAUUGACUAUUCGAGUAUGUAAUAUAUAAAAUGUUAGUAAAAAAAGUUUUUUAAAUAACCUGUUCAACAAUUUAUAUUUAGAGUAUGAUUCCUAUCAGUUCAAAAUUAAACUAUAACAAUAUAAAUGUGGAGUUAAUGAGACAUUUUGCUUGUUUACAAAUGAAGGAUAAUCAGGUAUAGUUUUAAAAUGUUUGUUAUUUUAUAAUAUUGUAUUAAUACAGCGGUUCUCAACCUAUGGUACGCGUACCACUAGUGGUACGCGAAAAGCUCAUAGGUGGUACGCGAAGAAAAUUUCUCUUUAUAAAAAAAUUUGGAAUGAAUCAUUAAAUAUUAUUUGGUUUAUUUGAUGGUGUGGAGGUCGUUUGUAAUCGUAGCAAUUAAGAUAGCGAUAUUCUAUAUAUAUAUAAUAUAAAUCGAUAAACUUUAUCAAAUAUACCCGAUAAAGCGUAUUCUUAAUUCACAAUAAUGCGUUUUUACCUUAGUUUCGUGAGUUCUUUCAGUUUAUUCACGAGUGUCAUACGAAUUGUUUGCAUCAAGUUUAUUUUAUAUUAAAAUUUUACAUUUUUAUGUAGUUUUUUCUAACUUUUUUGUGAUAUAAAAUUAAGUAAAAUGAAAAGAUUUUUCGAAAGCGGAAGCUCAAAUACUAAAAAACAGAAAACACAGGCGAAUCGUAAAUAUGACGAUAGUUACUUACAAUUUGGAUUCGUUGUAAAAUUUGGUUCUGAGAAUUCUACUCCGUUACCUCAAUGUGUAAUUUGUCAAGAAACACUUUCGAAUCAAAGCAUGAAGCCAUCGCUACUUAAGCGCCACCAAUUAUCGAAGCAUCCAGAAACAGAAAAUAAACCUAUUGAAUUUUUUCAGAGAAAAGUUACUAUUUUCCGAAAGGAAUCGAAAUGCAUGUCNAUGUUUUACAAUAUUUCCCUGAGGAUAACUCAGAAAUGAAAUGGAUCAUAAACCCUUUCGUAGAUGAUUAUAUUAAGAAUAUUCCAGAUGGCAUUUUGGCAAAAGAAUUAUUUAUUGACUUAACCAGUGACUCUACCCUAAAAACCGCUUUCAAUAACAAAAAUAUCACUAAUUUUUGGCUGGACGUGAAAAAAGAAUACUCGGCAUUGUCCACACAAGCUUUACAGUUUUUAAUCCCUUUUGUAUCAACAUAUCUGUGCGAAAAAACAUUUUCUGACUUAUUGUACAUAAAAAAUAAAUAUAGAAGUAGAUUAAACGUAGAAAGUGAUUUAAGACUUAAAGUUACCAAUUUGGAGCCCGAUAUUGAUGUCAUCGUUCGUUCAAAACAACACCAAUCGUCUCAUUGAAGUAAAAAGUAAACCAUAAUAAUUAUAAUAAUUUUACAUAUUUAAUUUGAUUUAAUUUAAUUUCUUUUUGUGCAUUAAUUACUUUAUAGUUUAUUAUAUAUACAUAUUUAUUUUAUAUUAUCUCAUUUUGUAAUUCCUAAUAAAAUAAAAUUCUAUACAUGUAACAUAAACGUAUACAUUAUUAAUAAGCAAAAAAAUGGUCAGGUGGUACGUAGAAAUUUUCAAGUGGUGUAGGUGGUACGCGACUAUAAAAAGGUUGAGAACCGCUGUAUUAAUAUAUUAUUUUACUAUAGGAUAGUAUAAGAACGAAUACAACAGUUUGUCUCGGGAAGUUAGCUCAAUAUUUAGACCCAAAAAUCAGGAGUAAAAUAUUGUCUUCAGCAUUUUGUCGUGCACUUAAAGAUCCAUUUCCACCAUCAAGAAUAGCAGGUAUAGUAAAUUUUUAUAUUUCAAGUUACAAACAAAAAUAACUUGUUAUUGAAAUAUUUAGGUGUGUCUGCAUUUUCUGCUACUCAACAGUAUUAUUCUUUACUGGAAGUAUCAACCAGAGUUUUACCAGCUCUUUGUCAAAUAACUGUUGAUCCUGAAAAAAGUGUUCGAGAUAUAACUUUCCAAACAAUUAAAGGUUUUUUAGGAAAACUUGAAAGUGUAUCUGAAAAUCCAAGUUUAAAAGAAAAAAAUGGUGAAAACAAUUACUGUUAUCAUCUCAUACAAAAAAGUAUAUUUUAUUAAUUUGCUUUUGCUACUAUUAUUUUAUAGAAGAAGAAUUCGCUACAACUAAUCCAAAUAUACCCACAUGGGCUGGAUGGGCUGUCACAACAGUCACUUCCAAAUUUUACUCAUCUAAGAAUAUUGAAAAAAAUGAUAAAUCGACAGAAUCUUCAAAGAGUUUGUAUUUUUUUAUCACUAAUUAUAAAUCUAGCUGGUUCCAUAUGAAUGGUGUAUUUUUCCAGUAUUGGUUUACUGGGGGCCAGUUACUAAUCAUGUGCAACUAGACCACACUGGUACAAUUUAUUAAUCACUAUUUGUUUUCCCAUCAACUGUUGUUAAAUUAUGCACAAAUUAAAUAAACUACCCAUGUUUGUUAUGACACUCAUAGUACUCUCAUGAAUUGGCUAGCCUUUGGCUGACUAUAAUAAUUUAGGAUGGAUUUGAAUAUCAUUGAAAAUAUAUUUUAUACAAUUUAUUAGUUGUCUGGGAGCUAUAGCCAAUGAUCAACAAAGUGUGUCAAUAUUCAAUGAGUGAAAGAUAUGACUUAAUCAGUUAAUAUUUACCAAACACUACGCUGGUUAAAUACAUUAUUCAUGUGGGACCAGAUUUAUGCACAGGAUUACUUUGAUUAAUUAUUAAAUCAAUAAAUAAUGUUUUAGGUAAUUUAAAACUAAACAGUUCAAAUUCAAAUAAUGGUACGAUGCACAACAAAUUACCAAAUGCCAUUGAUAUACAUGAUUACUAUGAAAAACCACAGGAUAAUAUUUUACAGGUUACAGAUAUUUUUCUUAUACUGUGAAUAAGAACAUUAAUAAGGCUUGACUGACUAAAAGUUACAGAGAAAAUUAUAAAUACUCAAAAAUGAUCUAGCUUUAACAUUCAUACAAAUAUACCACAAUGAUUUGUCUUGUAUCUUUCAAGUUCAGCUACAUAAUUUAAAAUUUAUUAUACCUAUCCAUAAAAAACUAUAAUAUUAUUAUAUUAAAGUAUUCUGUAGCAAAAGUUAAAAUUUCUGAAAAUAAUUAUUUAAUGGUUUUAUGAAAAAUAACAUACACUUUUACUGAAAAUUAUACAAUUAAUAGUAUUUAUACUAUUAUAGAGAUUAGAGAUAAAAAUUAUAUUUUCAAAGUUAACUACAAUAUUAAAUAUAUAUUUAUAAACAUUUAACUUUUAUAUUAUUAGGAACCACAAGAAUAUACAAAUUCUGUAACGGUAUCUAUUUUACCCGAUCAUUGGGAUGAUAAUUCAGGAUGGAAUGUUACAGAAGAUUGGGAAAACAUCAGUAAUACUUCUUCGGUAAAUAAAAUGAAUGAUCAUUAUUAAUUAUUUUCUUAAAAUCUAAUUGUAGUUUAAAAAUCUUUGUUAUAGAACUCUGAAAAAGACAAAACCAAUUUUGGUUGGGAAGAUCAAGACCCAAUUAUUUUAGAUGAACUUACUAUUGCUAAAAGUGAGUACCUAUUUUAAAACAUUAAUUAAGUACAUGGAUUAAUAUACAUUUAAAUCUUGUUUUUCAGGAACAGAAAUUGAUCAUGGUGAAAUGCGUAAACGAGACAACAAAAAGCAACAGCCUUUUAAACAAUUAGAAAUGAAAUCUAAGUAGUUGUCUAUUAUAUGUUUUAUCUAUCUAUUAUAUGCUUUUUAAGUUAGUUUUUUUAUGUAUAUAUUUUAUUUAAUUGUAUUUUAAGAAACUAAUUUUAACUUCUUAUUAUUAGGGUUAUAGUGUAUACAUAUUUAUAUUUACAUGUAUAUUAUAUAUUCUCUUAAUUAUUUUUAAACAAUAUUUCUGUGUAUGAUAACAGAUUAUUGAGAAAAUAACUAAUAUUCCAAGUGUUAAAAGUGUGACAAUAGAAACUAACUUUUUUAUCUUGCCUGACACUAGAAAAUUGUAAUCUCAUUCUAGGUAUGACAAAUUAUACAUACAUUUUUGUUUAUAAACAAAUCUACUUAGAUAUUUAUUUACAUAAAUCAUUAUCCUUGUAUUAUAAAAACUAGAUUGUAGUAAUGUACAUGAAACAUUAAAUAAGUUGAAAUAAUUAACUAGGUACUUAUAUAAUGUUAUCGUCAAACAGAAAAUGAAAUAAAAUAAUUUUUAAGGAUAUACUACAGUAUUAAUUUAGGAUAACAAAUAUCACAUACAAAUUAGCAAAUAUUUGAUGUUUUAUAAUAUUAGAGAAUUUUAUAAUAUACUUCAAAUAAUUAUUUACACAAUAAGUAGUCAAGUAAAAAAAAUAAUAGUUUUUUUGUGUUCAAAUAGUAUCUUAGACACCUUUAUAAUUUCAAUAUAUUUUGAGUAUAAUUUUUUGAGGGCACUUUUUACAAUAUCCUGUAAAGUAUUAAUUAGCGCUAACUAUUAGUUAACCAAUACAAUUUAAAAAGCUAGCACCAUCAAACAGAAUAUUGUAAGAAUAACACUUAGCAUUUUUAAUCUUAUAUUCCAAAAUACUAUUUUAGUUUAAUGUUAAUUAACUAUUGAAAUAAAUUUAAUUAAACCUGGGUAUCCUAGUUGUUUUUCUAAUUUUUUUUACAAGGGUAAUCUAAUUGUAAAAUGUGUACUAGAAACAAGAAUUAAAAUAUUAUAAUUUUAAAAUAAUAGUGUACCUACCUACUGUUUGUUAAUUUGUAACUUAUUAAUUAGCUAUUUUAUAUUGUAUAAUAAUUAAUAAAUUUUGACUUAAACAG